Molecule: messenger RNA, 1267 nt
Organism: Miniopterus natalensis
Lineage: Eukaryota; Metazoa; Chordata; Mammalia; Chiroptera; Miniopteridae
Gene: CDCP2
Product: CUB domain containing protein 2
Source: RefSeq, a predicted model, not a curated record
CUCACUUUCCCCUGCUCCAGACCCUCAAGUCCUGGCCCGCCUGGCCUGCAGACUUGCGGGGGCCCCCGGGGAGGAGAUGCUGGCAGAGCUGGGGGCCUGUUUGCUGCUGGCAGUGGCACUGCUGGGCCCAGGCCCCAGGGCCCGAGCCAUGAAAGGUGUCAAAUGUGGGGGGGUGCUUUCAGCACCUUCUGGAAAUUUCUCCAGCCCCAACUUCCCCAGGCUCUAUCCCUACAACACGGAGUGCAGCUGGCUGAUCGUGGUGGCCGAGGGCUCCUCGGUGCUGCUCACCUUCCACGCCUUCGACCUGGAGUACCACGACGCCUGCGCCUUCGACUUCCUGGAGAUCUACAACGGGGCCGCGGCGGACCAGGGCAACCUGCUGGGGCGCUUCUGCGGCCAGGUGCCGCCGCCCCCCUUCACCUCCUCCUGGCACGUCAUGUCUGUCAUCUUCCGCUCGGACAAGCACGUGGCCAGCCGCGGCUUUUCCGCAGGCUAUCAGAAAGAUGUAUGCGGUGGUGUCCUGACGGGCCUGUCAGGGGUCCUCACCAGCCCUGAGUACCCGAACAAUUACCCCAACAAUGUGGAGUGCCACUGGGUGAUCCGGGCCGUCGGCUCCGCAACCAUCAAGCUGGUGUUCGUGGACUUCCAGGUGGAGGGCAGUGAGGAGUGCGCCUAUGACUAUGUGGCUGUGCUUGGAGGCCCUGGCCCCGCCCGUGGGCACCACUACUGUGGCAGCUCCAGGCCCUCCAACCUUGUGUCACUGGGCCAUGAGCUGCAGGUGGUCUUCAAGUCGGACUUUAACAUCGGAGGCCGGGGCUUCAAGGCCUACUACUUCUCAGGAGAAUGCCAGGAGGUGUACACAGCCGUGCAGGGCAACUUCUCCAGCCCACAGUACCCCAGCUCCUACCCCAACAACAUCCGAUGCCACUGGACCAUCCGCCUGCCUCUUGGCUACCGGGUCAAGGUGUUCUUCCUGGACCUGGAGCUGGAAGAGCCCAACAGCCUGACCAAGACCUGUGACUUUGACCAUCUGGCGGCCUUCGAUGGGGCCAGUGAGGAGGCGCCCCUGCUGGGGAACUGGUGUGGUCGUCACCUGCCACCACCGGUCAUCUCAAGCCACAACCAGCUCCUGCUCCUGCUACACACAGAUCGCAGCACCACCCGCAGGGGCUUCUCUGUGGCCUACAUUGGAGGUCAGCUGGGGCUGGGGGAGGGUGUGCUGGAGGGGGAAGGUGAGGCUGGGGUCCCAGGUCUUUCCAUCCCAUGA